This is a messenger RNA of Fulvia fulva, 612 nucleotides long. RefSeq lists its product as uncharacterized. The transcript has 4 exons. The record is from RefSeq and is a predicted model, not a curated record. NCBI's taxonomy places the organism in Eukaryota, Fungi, Ascomycota, Dothideomycetes, Mycosphaerellales, Mycosphaerellaceae. Bases 1 to 612 code for a protein of 203 amino acids.
AUGCUCCUCGACUUCACGCCCUCCUUCCAGUCACGCCAGCACACUCACUAUGCAUUCCCAGAUCCUAACCGUCUUCUCGCUGCUAAGGUUUCUGCGCAGGUUCCAGCAAUUCUCGCCCAAGCCACCACAACCCCAGGCCUCAACAUCACAGCCCUGGACGCAAUCGACGGCUCUUCAAUCCUCCAAUGCUGGCAACUCGACCCUUUCACAGUCAGCUCUACACCCGGCACAGUCGGGGAGGCGAGUAAUGUGUCGUAUACUGUGAUCCCACCAAGGACGAAUGCUGGGUUGCAUGUGGCGCCUGCUGCUCAAUUCGUGGUGUUCUUGAGCGGACUUAUCCACUUAACGCUGCCCAACUCGACAGAUGAGGCGUGGGUUGUGGGUGGGAAAUAUGGGAUGAUUCUUGCGGGGGAUACGGCGGACGUUUUGGGGAUUGGAGGUAAUGUGCUUACUAUUGAUCUCUGCGUUCUAGGCACGUUCGGGCACAAUACAGAGUACCCCGGUAACGAGGCUACGGUUGCGGUACAGGUCCCGUUGGCGCCUGGGAUGAAGUUGAAUCAUACUGUGUUGCAAGAAGUUGGAUGUGGGUUUGAAGAUUAUGUUGGGCUGUAG